CGGGUCAACCAUGAUGUCAUAUCAUUAGCUUAAUUUUAAAAGUGACGUACCAUUUCUACACGAAAUUUGGUAGACCGUGCACCUAUUUAUUGUAUUCAGUUAUUUUUGAUCGUCUAGUGUUUAAAAAUGUCGUACUUUCAAUCAAGAUACGCCGGUUCUUCCCCGCCCCCACCCUUAGGCGACAAGCUUCGCCUCUACCAUGUAGAUAUGAACCCUUACGGGCACAGAGUUCUGCUCAUCUUGGAGGCUAAGAAGACGAGAUACGAGGUCUACAAACUGGAUCCUCUGAGGCUGCCUGAUUGGUUCAGAACUGCUAAUCCUAGGUUGAAAAUCCCAGUGCUAGAAAUCCCCACAGACCAAGGAGACAAGUUCCUGUUUGAAAGUGUAGUGAUAUGCGAUUAUUUGGACGAGAAGUAUGGGAGGGGGCAGCUACAUUCCCGGGACCCUUACGUUAAGGCUCAGGACAGGCUACUGAUUGAGAGAUUUAAUGAGCUCAUAAAAGGCAGUUUAGAAUGCUUCGACACCAAUUUCGCGUACGGCAGUGAACAGAUUGUGCAAACGUUAGACAUCUUUGAGAAGGAGCUCACAGCGAGAGGCACAAACUACUUCGGUGGUGACCGUCCCGGUAUGCUAGACUAUAUGAUUUGGCCGUGGGUCGAGCGUCUCUAUCUACUGCGAUGCAUCAACGAGAAGAAGUUCGACGAGAAACGCUCGCUGUUCCCUAACUUUGCUGAUUGGGGUGACCAAAUGCAGUUAGACGAUGUGGUGAAAAAGCACGCCAACUCUCCAGCCGAGUAUUUUGACUACUACAAGAACGCCAGAACACACUCAAUGGGUUAUUACCUUUAAACAAAACUUACAAACUCAGAGAAGAUAGGAAUAUUACACUAUUCAUGAGUGUCUAAGAUCUUUUAUUCAAGCUAGAUUUCAAAUUUAAGUCAUCAGAUACGGCGGAUUAUUUACUUACUAUACAACUACACAUAGAAAAACUACGGCAAACAUCAAUUUCUAACAAAAAAUCGUUAAUUUGUGGCAAGAAUCGGGGAUAACGCAAAGAAGAUGAUGUGUCGACGAUCCCAACAUAGAGACUUAUCAAAUCCAUUAAAAUACAUUUUUGACCCUUAACAAAAUGACCAAAACAGGAAAUUGAGCUUGAAUAAAAGAAUGAAGAAUUAUUAAAUUUGUAUUUUAGAAAGUUUUCACGUACGCUUCAGUAUAUGGUUAAUACCUACGGGCUUCAAGCUAAUGGUAGUAAUUAUGUAUGUUCGUUCGUUCGAAGGAGGAAAAAAUACUUCAGUCUUAGGCCGAUAGUCCACUAUCAUAUUUUUAUCAUAUAAAUAUGAUCAUAGGCAAUAUACCAUUCUUUUUCUUCACG
Leguminivora glycinivorella is the source of this 1375-nucleotide messenger RNA. It is a transcript of the gene GSTo3, whose product is annotated as pyrimidodiazepine synthase-like. Gene Ontology annotation, biological process: glutathione metabolic process. Bases 127 to 849 code for a protein of 240 amino acids. Gene Ontology annotation, cellular component: cytoplasm. Lineage: Eukaryota; Metazoa; Arthropoda; Insecta; Lepidoptera; Tortricidae. The record is from RefSeq and is a predicted model, not a curated record. Gene Ontology annotation, molecular function: glutathione transferase activity; glutathione dehydrogenase (ascorbate) activity. The transcript is spliced from 6 exons.